CGCUUCCCUGCGCGCCGCAGUCUCGAGAGCGCCGAGGAGGUGUCCACGGAGUCCUCGACCAGCCGCUCCCGCAAACCCGGGCUUACUGUAGGGCUGCACCCCAUCGGGCCGUCCGCCGGGCACGGGAGGGGACACCAUGCCGAUCAAUAAGUCAGAGAAGCCGGAAAGCUGCGAUAAUGUGAAGGUGGUCGUUAGGUGCCGGCCCCUCAAUGAGAGAGAGAAGUCCAUGUGCUACAGGCAGGCGGUCAGUGUGGAUGAGAUGAGGGGAACCAUCACCGUGCAUAAGACUGAUUCCUCCAAUGAGCCUCCAAAGACGUUUACUUUUGAUACCGUUUUUGGACCAGAAAGUAAACAACUUGACGUUUACAACUUAACUGCAAGACCUAUUAUUGAUUCUGUUCUUGAAGGCUAUAAUGGGACUAUUUUUGCAUAUGGUCAAACUGGAACAGGCAAAACUUUUACCAUGGAAGGUGUUCGAGCUGUUCCUGAACUUAGAGGAAUUAUUCCCAACUCAUUUGCUCACAUAUUUGGUCAUAUUGCAAAAGCAGAGGGUGAUACAAGAUUUUUAGUUCGAGUGUCAUAUUUAGAAAUAUAUAAUGAAGAAGUUCGUGACCUUUUGGGCAAGGACCAGACACAGCGGUUAGAGGUUAAAGAAAGACCUGAUGUGGGAGUUUAUAUCAAAGAUUUAUCAGCUUAUGUAGUAAAUAAUGCUGAUGAUAUGGAUAGAAUUAUGACGCUAGGCCACAAAAAUCGCUCUGUGGGCGCCACCAACAUGAACGAGCACAGCUCCCGCUCCCAUGCCAUCUUCACUAUCACCAUUGAGUGCAGCGAGAAGGGCGUGGAUGGCAACAUGCACGUCAGGAUGGGCAAGCUACAUCUCGUGGACCUGGCUGGCUCAGAAAGACAAGCAAAAACUGGAGCUACAGGACAACGUCUAAAGGAAGCUACAAAAAUCAAUCUUUCACUUUCCACACUUGGUAAUGUGAUUUCUGCCUUGGUUGAUGGAAAAAGCACUCACGUGCCUUACCGUAACUCCAAGCUGACUCGUCUUCUUCAGGAUUCUUUAGGUGGAAACUCGAAAACCAUGAUGUGUGCAAAUAUUGGGCCAGCAGAUUACAAUUAUGAUGAAACUAUCAGUACGUUACGGUAUGCCAAUCGUGCUAAGAAUAUUAAAAAUAAAGCUAGAAUUAAUGAAGACCCAAAGGAUGCUCUGCUUCGUCAGUUUCAGAAAGAAAUAGAAGAACUGAAGAAGAAGCUUGAAGAAGGGGAAGAAAUAUCAGGCUCUGAUAUCAGCGGGUCAGAGGAAGAUGACGAUGAAGAGGGUGAGGUUGGAGAAGACGGAGAGAAAAGGAAAAGGAGGAGGGGCAGUAGCAGCAGCAGUAGUUCAGACUCUACAUGUUCUGUCCUAGAGAAACCUCUGGAUAAGUUCUUGCCUAAUCAAGCAGGUAAAAAGAAAGUUUCUCCAGAUAAGAUGGUUGAAAUGCAAGCAAAGAUUGAUGAGGAGAGAAAGGCAUUGGAGACAAAGCUAGAUAUGGAAGAAGAAGAAAGAAACAAGGCUAGGGCGGAGUUGGAGAAACGUGAAAAAGAUCUUCUAAAAGCCCAGCAAGAGCAUCAGUCUUUGCUCGAAAAAUUGUCUGCUCUGGAGAAAAAGGUAAUAGUUGGUGGUGUUGAUUUGUUGGCCAAAGCUGAGGAGCAGGAGAAACUUCUUGAAGAAUCUAACAUGGAACUGGAAGAAAGGAGGAAAAGAGCUGAGCAGCUUCGCAGAGAACUGGAGGAAAAAGAGCAAGAGCGCUUGGAUAUUGAAGAAAAAUACACCAGUUUGCAGGAGGAAGCACAGGGAAAGACCAAAAAACUAAAGAAAGUUUGGACUAUGCUGAUGGCUGCAAAAUCAGAGACGGCUGACCUCCAGCAGGAGCACCAAAGGGAGAUCGAAGGCCUGCUGGAGAACAUUCGGCAGCUCAGCCGGGAGCUUCGGCUGCAGAUGCUCAUCAUUGACAACUUUAUACCUCAAGACUACCAGGAGAUGAUUGAAAACUAUGUCCACUGGAAUGAAGACAUAGGAGAGUGGCAGCUAAAAUGCGUUGCCUAUACAGGAAAUAACAUGAGGAAGCAAACGCCAGUACCUGAUAAAAAGGAGAAAGAUCCUUUUGAAGUAGACCUUUCCCAUGUGUACCUUGCCUAUACCGAGGAGAGUCUGCGUCAGUCUUUGUUGAAGUUGGAAAGGCCCCGGACCUCAAAGGGGAAGGUGAGGCCAAAGACCGGGAGAAGAAAGCGUUCAGCAAAGCCUGAGACCGUAAUCGAUUCCUUACUUCAGUGAGUGCUACAAAUGGGAAUCGCAAUAAAAGCUGGCGGUGUUCUCGUGAGUGGAUAAAUCUUUAAUUAAAACACUGAAGACUUACGUGUAGCUUCGCGUAAUGGAAUCUAUAAACUGUGGACUAAGACUAGAAGUAGUAAGUUGCCUACUCGCUUAGCCCCCACGUGCUAAGGUGGCGCAGCGCAGUGAGGCCGUGCAGCUGUGGGGACUGGUCGCGCUCUCGCCCGCGGUG
Molecule: messenger RNA, 2546 nt
Organism: Octodon degus (degu)
Lineage: Eukaryota; Metazoa; Chordata; Mammalia; Rodentia; Octodontidae
Gene: Kif3a
Product: kinesin family member 3A
Exons: 19
Coding region: 137-2317 (726 amino acids)
Biological process (GO): microtubule-based movement
Molecular function (GO): microtubule binding; ATP binding; microtubule motor activity
Source: RefSeq, a predicted model, not a curated record